AUGAUCCCUAACCGGUUCCCCAACCACCAUAAACCUCGGACGAACAACGUUUCUCUGAAGGAUUCUCUCCUAAACGGUCUUCGGCGGCUCGAUUUCAUCGGCUCAAGCCUGCUCUUGAUCGCCACCGUGUGUCUGGCCGCACCGCUAGAGGAGGCCAACCGGGGAUUCGCCUGGCGAUCUGCCUUUACGAUCGUGAUGCUGGUCAUUUCCGGCUUUGCUUGGAUUAUCUUCCUACUAUGGGAGCGGCGCAUUACACUUUCAAAAGGCCUCGUCGAGCCUAUUUUUCCCUGGCGAUUCGCGCAGAAUCGCGUGUGGAUGGGAAUGUUGCUGAAUGCCAUCUGCCUCGGAGGGACAUGGUUCGUCACGAUCUUCCAGCUUCCCCAGCGCUUUCAGAUCGUAAAUGGCCUUUCCCCCUUACAAGCAGGAAUCCGCUUCAUCCCCUUCACGAUUGCGGCCCCUAUCGGAUCUAUCAUGGCCCCUAUGCUGUCCAAGAUCUUCAAGAUUCCCGUUCUAUAUUUUGUCAUCGCAGCUUCUUUCAUCCAGGUGAUCGCCUACGCACUUCUAUCGACUUUGUCCGAUUCUGUGACUAUCGCCGCCAAGCAGUAUGGCUUUCAGAUUCUUGCGGGUUAUGGCUGUGGUAUCAACAUCGCCCUAUUAGUUCUCAUGACCCCUUUUACCAUCGAACCGCAAGACAAAGCCGUCGCCAUGGGCGCCGUGGCUCAAUUCCGCGUUAUGGGCGGCACGAUCUGCCUCGCCAUCGUGACAGCCGCUUCGCAGGCCUUACUACGGUCACGACUUGGACAUCGGCUUCCCACCAGUCAAGUGGAUGCAAUUCUGCAAUCUACGGAGAUGCUCACGUCGCUCUCGCCCGACACCCAGGAUCUCGUCCGCCAAGUGUACUCGGCAGGCUAUAACCUGCAGAUGAAAAUUCUGGCCGGAUUCGCAGGGGGGCAGGUCAUCGCGUCGGGGCUGAUGUGGCAGAAACAGCAGGUGAUGGUCUGA
This is a messenger RNA of Aspergillus melleus, 1002 nucleotides long. RefSeq lists its product as uncharacterized. The record is from RefSeq and is a predicted model, not a curated record. Gene Ontology annotation, molecular function: transmembrane transporter activity. Gene Ontology annotation, biological process: transmembrane transport. The coding region runs from base 1 to 1002 and encodes 333 amino acids. NCBI's taxonomy places the organism in Eukaryota, Fungi, Ascomycota, Eurotiomycetes, Eurotiales, Aspergillaceae. The transcript is spliced from 3 exons.